CAAAAAGCAAGUGAAAGAAAGACCCCCCACCCCACCCAGUGCCGUGGAGGUGGAGGUCGAGGUGGAGGGGAAGGAGGGAAAACCCAAAAUUUUAAACCCAGACAAACCCACCGCAUUCCACAUAUUUCUCUCACCAACCACGUUUCGGUUUUGACAUUCCCCCAACUUUCCCUUGCACCCCUUCUCCUCUUAAUACAUCAAAUUCCUAAUUUCAAAUUUCCCUUACGCUAUUACUCUUUCCGACGUACAACUCUCCAACUUCCUCAAACCACUCGUAACACCCCUCCUCCCCCCUUUCUAUUUUCUCAAACUUCGUUAAUCAAUUCGUCGAAAUUAAGGCUUCUACUUGUUGGUAGAUGGCGGACGGCGGCGGCGGUCGGGUCGGCCCUGACUUCAAUCUGCCCGACGAGAUAUUGUCGGUCAUACCCACGGACCCGUACGACCAACUGGAUCUGGCGCGUAAGAUUACUUCCAUGGCAAUCGCGUCGCGUGUCUCUAAGCUGGAGACGGAGGCGGGGAGGCUCCGGCAGAAGCUCCACGAGAAAGACCGGCUUAUUGAGGAGCUUGAGGACAAGGUCUCCCAGCUAGAUAGCGCGUAUCAAGACGCCGAGUUGCGGCUGAAACUCACGCGCGAAGAUAAUAUGAAGUUAUUGAAGGAGAGAGAUUCCUUGGCGCUGACUGCAAAGAAGCUCAGUCGUGAUCUGGCCAAGCUGGAGUCUUUUAAGCGGCAAUUGAUGCAGUCACUGAAUGAGGAAAAUUCACUACAAACGGAAACUGUAGAUAUUGGCACUUAUGACCAAACAGUGCCCAAGGCCUAUUCGUCAAAUGAUGAGUCAAAUGGCUACACAAAACAUCAUUCCUAUGGAGGCUCUACUGACAGUGCAAGCAUAAAUGAUGAUGUCUCUAAACAAGCUGGGCAAAGAUUUUCUAUCACGCCAUAUAUAACACCGCGUCUUACUCCUACUGGAACUCCAAAAGUGAUAUCUGCUAGCGUGUCCCCGAGAAGGUACUCUGCUGCUGGCUCUCCGCAGAGAACCUCCGGCGCUACUUCUCCUACAACUCAUUAUGAGGGACGAGGAUCUCUUUCAUCAUGGUACCCAUCCAGCCAGCAAUCAUCGGCAGCUAACUCUCCUCCUCGGGCACGCCCACCGCCAGCUCGUACUCCUCGAAUUGAUGGAAAGGAGUUCUUCCGUCAAGCCAGGAGUCGUUUAUCACUUGAGCAAUUCAGUGCAUUUCUCGCUAAUAUAAAGGAAUUAAAUGCACAAAGACAAUCGCGUGAGGAGACGUUGAGAAAAGCAGAAGAGAUUUUUGGGAUAGAAAACAAAGAUCUCUAUAUAUCAUUUCAAGGGUUGCUUAACCGCAACAUGCAUUAGAAGUACUAUUAUAAGCACGCUUUGUGCUUUCUCUCGUUUAAGAUUGCUUUCCGAUUGGCUGAUUGAAUGCUUGAUUCUUCUCCGUUUACUCUGGAGAUGUGUUGUCCGAGUACUCAGGGCCGCCAGAAUUACAACUAGUCCAUAUUAAACAAAUACAGUUCCUUUCCUCCAAGUAAUUGCUGGCAAAUUUUUGAUUGAAAGUUGUACAAAUGCUGCUAUCAACAAUCUUAUUAUCAAAUGAGAGCAUAAUCUUUUCAGGACAUAUGUCUCUGUCCUUUUAUUUAAAGUAACGACAUAUGUAAGUGAUGGCAUUUUUAAUAUUGCUGGCUAUGUGUGCUGCUAGUCUGUA
This is a messenger RNA of Sesamum indicum (sesame), 1722 nucleotides long. RefSeq names its product interactor of constitutive active ROPs protein. The record is from RefSeq and is a predicted model, not a curated record. Lineage: Eukaryota; Viridiplantae; Streptophyta; Magnoliopsida; Lamiales; Pedaliaceae.